AUGAGCCGUAGAUUUGUCUGUCGGCUGCUGUCCCAGCAUCAAUAUAUUCGCCAGAUCUCUGAUUUUCGAGCCACCAAGCAAAGCUCCCCACUAAGAAUACUGUUCUGUGGCUCAGACACGUUCAGUAUACAUUCACUGAGGGCAUUGUACGAAGCACAGAAAUCAGAAACCGCCAAUAUCAUCUCAAUAGAUGUUGUCACCAAGCCAGACCGAAGCUAUGGACGGGACAACAAAAAUGUCUAUGUCUCUCCUAUCAAGCAAGAGGCACUCUCACUUGGACUUCCCAUACACCAGAUAGCCACCUUCACUGGCUGGCAACCCCCUGUGUACGACUCAACAUUCAAUCCUGAUAUAAAUCUGAUCGUCGCCGUGUCCUUUGGUUUGCUAAUCCCCAGGAGGAUUAUCAAUGGUGCUGAGUACGGUGGAUUGAACGUCCACCCUUCAAUGUUGCCCGAUCUUCGAGGUGCAGCUCCUCUCCAGUGGACGAUUAUACACGGCUUGACCACCAUGGGAGUGUCGGUGCAAACUCUGCACCCAACCAAAUUCGACGCCGGUGUAGUGCUUGACCAGACCCCUCAACCAGGAAUCAAAGUGCCCCGCCUCGACACCGUCACUCCUGACGACCUCAUCCCCAUCCUAGCUCCACUAGGAGCAUCCAUGCUGGUCGACGCCAUCAAAAAUCAACUCUACGUUCCGCCAUAUUCUCCAGUCAAGUCACCGCUGCGCAAAGACGAAGCAAAGUUGGCACCCAAGAUCACCACUGAAACAUGUCAGGUCGAUUUCCAAACCAUGACGGGAGAGUAUUUAUUACGCUUGACCCGGGGGGUGGGAGCUACCCGGCAACUUUGGAUUCAAGCACAGUCGAUUGAUGGCCAACAGCAUACGCUGAAAUUGUUCGAUUUAAGAGAUGCCACGGAGCAUGAGAUUCCCCUAGAUAUACGGAAGUUGGUAUCGUCCAUCCCUAUCGGGCUUCCCUACUCAAUUGUCCACCGAAACCACAAUGUCUUGAAUUGCCAGAACCCCCUUUUCGUCAAUGUCAUGUCAGAGAAACCGACCCGCAUCCGUACAUUAUGCAUCCCUAACCUGACUGUCGCGGGCAAGUCAAAAGCUCCAGCGGCCCGUGCAGCAGCUGGAUCGAAUUUCUUUGUCAUGGCCGCCAAAGUCGAUGCUCACAUCUUGUACACAUUUGCGGAUCCGGCAAGCACUCAGGUGGACGCGAACGUGGAAGCGACAUCUAUCGGAUAGCCACACCAGCAUCUUCUUGGUCAGCAGGUACCUUUGUUUCUAUCAUCGUAUUCCUUACCGACAACAGUCGACACUCCGGUCUGAGAUGAGUUCUUGGCUAGAGAAAUAAAAGCAUCUGCACAAUCGUCGAGAAAUGUCUGAUGUGGCGAUCAGUAAACGGCCUCACCACUGGCGGCAGGAUCAGUAUACCUCGUGUUUCAACGCUGCCAUGUUUUUAAUGGCCUCAAUCCUCUCUUCAGAGUAUUUCAAGCCCUUAUCGACAAUUAGUCACAUUUAAUCCACCGGAGGAUCGGGGUUGACGGCAUCGCAGGCUUACCCAUUCGGUCAAGAGCAAGCCAGGCAGCACAGCAUUGACGCGGACUUUAGGGCCCUGUGUAGCAGCAAGACAUUUCAUGAGGUGGAGUCCAGCAGCUUUGGUGACGCUGUAGCCCAUGCUACUUCCGCCGAGACUGAUUCCCUGGAGGUGAUUUCAGCUCAGAAGUCCAUGAUCUCAGAGGGGGACAUACUGCAAUAGACGAGGAGAUAAGAAACACCCCACCGUCAGGAUUGGCAUUGAAUGUUGGGAGAGCAGACUGCAUCAAGACGAGUUGUGACAUAACAUUGGUUGACCAACACUGGCAGUGUCAAUAGAGUGGCAUCGCCUUACUAGACAAGUACCCACCUUUUGCCAUUCAUCGUGCGACAAGUCAUUGAGGUCGCCAAAAUUGGAAAAGCGAGUCCAGCCAGCAUUGUUGACGAUGAUAUCGAUCCCCCCCAGCUGUUCGAUGGUUUCCUUGACGACCUGUUGGCAAUCUGCAAUGACACCAAUAUCCUAGGAGCUGGAUUAGUCGGAGGCCAUAUCUGGAUGGACUCAAGGGAGACCCAACAGCUUGAAGGACAAUAGCCUUGACGCCAUAGUCUUUUGCGACUUUCUCGGCGACCUCGACGGCUUUGUCUUUGCUCGCGACAUAAUUGACAGCCACAUUGGCUCCUUCGGCUGCGAACUUGUCGACGAUGACUGCGCCCAAGCCCCUACUCAGAAGGUCAAGAUCUUGUGAUGGCAAAUUUGAAGGGUGAAAUUUACCUUCCGCCGCCGGUCACUAGAACAUUACGACCUUUCAGAGAAUAAGGCAUGGCUGAAGCCAAAUAUCGCCAGUUGAUUAGCUUACUAGAGGGGAAUUGAAGGGGAUGACAAAAAUUUGGAAGUCGACUAUAAGACGGAACUGGGUUGACAGGACUGUGUUGGACUCCGGAUGGGAUAAGAGAGAUUGGUUCUUUCCACUGUACGAUGUUUACUUGGAGAGGCUAAUAAGGUAUCUAUUUUGAUGUUGGUCAGAUUGGAAAAUGGUCUCACGAGAAUCAAUCACUCAUAGAAG
Messenger RNA from Exophiala mesophila, 2600 nucleotides. RefSeq lists its product as uncharacterized. Gene Ontology annotation, molecular function: methionyl-tRNA formyltransferase activity. Gene Ontology annotation, biological process: conversion of methionyl-tRNA to N-formyl-methionyl-tRNA; biosynthetic process. The coding region runs from base 1 to 1245 and encodes 414 amino acids. NCBI's taxonomy places the organism in Eukaryota, Fungi, Ascomycota, Eurotiomycetes, Chaetothyriales, Herpotrichiellaceae. Gene Ontology annotation, cellular component: mitochondrion. The record is from RefSeq and is a predicted model, not a curated record. The transcript has 2 exons.